AUGCUGCGCUCCGUCUUCCGGCGCCUGAUCUCGGACCGGCCCGAGUCCGUCGACGACUAUGUCGGCGUCGUGGUGCCGCUCGAGGAGGCGCACCUGCACAGCCACUCGGCCCGGACGGGGAAAUGCGAGUUUGAGGAGCGCCCGAGCCAGGACGACGGCGACGGGCACGUGGCUGAGAACGAGGACGAGGACGAUGACGGCAAGGACCAGGGCGAAAGUGCGGGCAUGUUGGAGAUGAGCGCCGCCGAGUACACGAUCGAGGGGCUAAGGAAGGAGGUGAGGAGGGGCGGGAGGGGGCGGUGGACUGAGUACGAGCUCAAGUCGAAGCUCGUCAACAAGGCGAUUCAGGAUAUCGGCAUGGGGCGGUACAACUGGCAGCUCUUCGUCCUGUGCGGCUUCGGCUGGUUCGCGGAUAAUCUCUGGAUGCACGGCGUCGCCCUCACGCUCCCCUCCCUCUCGGCCGAGUUCGGCAUCUCGGAGCAGCGCGUGCGGUACACGACGUCGUCCAUCUUCCUGGGCCUCUGCUUCGGCUCCUUCGUCUGGGGCAUCGGGUCCGACGUGCUCGGCCGCCGCGCCGCCUUCAACCUGACGUUGCUCAUCACGGGCGUCUUCGGCGUGCUGCUGGCCGCCGCGCCGACCUGGGGCUGGGUCAACGUGCUGUUCGCGGCCCUCGGCUUCGGCGUCGGCGGCAACCUGCCCGUCGACGGCGCCCUGUUCCUCGAGUUCCUGCCGGACGCCUCGAGCAGCCUGCUGACGCUGCUGUCCGUGUGGUGGCCCGUCGGCCAGCUGUGCUCGUCGCUGGCGGCCUGGUACUUCAUCGCCGGCGGCGGCCGCCCGGCCGACGACGGCAACACGGGAUGGCGCCGCUUCGUGCUGGCCAUCGGGCUCGUGACCUUCUUCAUGUUCGUCGUGCGCUUCUUCGUCUUCCGCCUGUUCGAGUCGCCCAAGUUCCUGCUCUCGCGGGGCCGCCAGGCCGAGGCCGUCGCCGUCGUCCACGGCAUCGCCGCCCGCAACGGCGCCCGGACCUGGCUCACCGAAGAGGUCCUCGACGCCGUUGUCGACGGCGCGGCGGACGACCGCGACGACGACAACGAGGAGCCGGAGCGUCGUCGUCGUCCAAAGACCACGAACGUCCUCCGCAAGAGGAUGGCGGCCUUCUCCGGCGACCGCCUCCGGCCGCUCUUCAAGACGCGCACGCUCGGCCUCGCGACCGUCAUCGUCUGGUUCGUCUGGGCCACCAUCGGCAUGGGCUACCCGCUCUUCAACGCCUUCCUGCCGCAGUACCUCUCCCACGGCGGCGCGGCGCCCCCGCCGGACUCGGACGCCGGCGCGACGCCCAUCACCCCGGACACCUACCGCACCUACGCCAUCACCUCGGCCGUCGGCGUGCCGGGCAGCCUCCUGGCGGCCUACCUCGUCGGGCACCCGUCGCCCUGGCUCGGCCGGCGCGGCACGCUCGCGAGCUCGUCGCUGGUCUCGGCCGUGUUCCUGUUCCUGUUCGUGCGGUUCGGCACGACCCCCGCGUCGCAGCUCUUCUUCUCGUGCGUCGAGGCCUUCUCGCAGAACAUCAUGUACGGCGUGCUCUACGCCUUCACGCCCGAGAUCUUCCCGGCGCCCGUCCGCGGGGCCGGGACGGGCGUCGCGAGCUUCCUGAACCGCGCCAUGGGGCUCCUGGCGCCCGUGCUGGCGGCCAACGUGCCGGGCGACGGGACCACGGCGCCCAUCUACCUGUCGGGGGCGCUGAUCCUCGCGGCGUUUGUGGGCAUGUGCCUGAUCCCCAUCGAGACGAGGGGGCGGCAGAGGUUGUAG
Messenger RNA from Colletotrichum higginsianum IMI 349063, 1809 nucleotides. Its product is annotated as Major facilitator superfamily transporter. Lineage: Eukaryota; Fungi; Ascomycota; Sordariomycetes; Glomerellales; Glomerellaceae. The coding region runs from base 1 to 1809 and encodes 602 amino acids. Gene Ontology annotation, molecular function: transmembrane transporter activity. The transcript is spliced from 4 exons. The record is from RefSeq and is a predicted model, not a curated record. Gene Ontology annotation, biological process: transmembrane transport.